GCAGUCGAGUUUAAGUGCGCGCAGCGGCGAUUGCUUACAACAGUGUGUCGAACGCCUCCGAUGCGCAACGUUGCAGCUCCGGUAGAAAACAGAUUUUUUCGAAAUUACGUUGAUUUCGAAACAUUGGUUUUCGCGUUUGCAACAGGUGCAACGUCGAGUAUCAUCGUUUGUUGAUAUAUUUUUUUUAUUUUUUUUUUUUUUUGAUGGACAAAUGGUCGAUUGAUUUUUGUGAAAAAGUUACAUUCAAAUUAGCGACCGUCCAGUUAUAAUUAUAUAAUAUUUGCGUUUGAUUUAUAGAGGCAAAAAAAAAUGGCGAUUUCGGAAAUGUGUAGCGCCGAGAAUAUCAUGGGUUCUAAGUUGAUGAUUUCCGUCAAAAUGCCGAACAAGGACGAACCGUUACUGAAAGAAGACACACCUGAACUAACAAAACUGACCAAAGGCAGUUCGCUUAAACAGAUCCUCGUCGCUUUAUCGGCCAACUGGGGUACCAUAAAUACUGGGCUCGUGUUCGGCUACACCGCCGUCAGUUUACCCCAACUUAUGACGGUCGGAUCCAGGAUUCCAAUCAACAGACAUCAAGCCUCUUGGAUAGCUAGCGUGUCAACCAUCGGGACGCCGUGCGGAUGCAUAUUGGCCAGCUACUUCACCGACUUAUUGGGUCGAAAGAAGACCUUAAUCGUGUUGCAGUUGCCCGCUAUCGUGGGAUGGUUGUUGGUGGGUUCCGCGACAUCAGUUCAGUGGAUUUACAUCGGCAGAUUCCUGGCGGGUCUGAGUUCCGGCAUGAUCGGCUCACCGUCCCGAGUGUACACGUCUGAAGUGUCACAGCCGCACUUGCGCGGCAUGUUGUCCGCGUUCGCAUCUGUUGGAACGUCUUUGGGUGUCAUGUUGGAGUAUUUCAUCGGUUCAUUUUUAGACUGGGACAAGUUAGCGUUCUUCAACGCCACGAUGCCCGCGAUUGCGUUGCUUCUAGCAUUCUUCAUACCAGAAUCGCCGUCGUGGCUAAUAUCGUCCAAGAACGACGAGAUCCGAUGCAGGGCCAGCCUGAGACGGGUGCGAGAUAGUAAGUGCGACGUGGACACCGAAUUCAACGACCUGCUCAUGUCCACCAAAACAGACGAGUCGACUACGUUCAAGGAAAAGCUCCGGCUCAUCAGCCGUCCGUCCGCGUACAAACCGUUCAUAAUUGUUUCCAUCUAUUUCCUGCUGAGCCAGUUCUCUGGACUGAACGUGGUCACGUUUUACGCAGUCGACGUGAUACGGGAUUCGGGUUCUACUUUUGACAAAUACAUGGCCACCAUCGUACUGGGAUUCAUUCGGUUGGCAUUCACUGUGAUCGGUUGCGUGUUGAUGUGGCGACUGGGCCGGAAGCCGCUUUCCUACGUAUCCAGUGUGGGGUGCGGCAUAUCGAUGCUGUGCUUUGCCGGUUACAUGUACCAGAACGCCAUUUGGGUGGCGGCCGGGCAACCCGCUUCAAACACGUGGUUCCCGAUCGCAAGCCUGUUCGUGUUCUACGCCUGUUCAACGAUCGGUUACCUAAUCGUGCCGUGGGUGAUGAUCGGCGAGGUGUUUCCCAGACAGAUCAGGGGCAUGCUCGGUGGUGUGGCUACGUGCGUCGGACAUUUCUCCAUAUUCAUCGUGCUCCAGACGUACCCGAUGCUUCAGGAACUGGUCACAAAGCCCGGUACGUUCGCCGUGUACGGUGUCGUGUCUCUGCUUAGCACCUUGUUCUUUUACUACUUCUGCCCGGAGACCAAAAAUAAAACGCUGCAAGAGAUCGAGGAUUCGUUCCACAAUAAGAAAAAACAGAAAAGGCCCGUUGUCAUCACAACCAAUGGAAUGGCUUCCAUCCAAUGCGAUAACAACAACAAAAAAUUUACAUAUCCCGAUAUUGUCUUCAAUUUGCCAAACCGCGACACUAAUGUGACCGUGUGAAGACUCGACGACGGUUGUGUUAAAUCGAACACUACGACGAUGAGGAAAUAUCGCCAUCGAUUAGUUCCUUAUUGAAUAUAUAAUAUGUGUAUAUAUUUGUUUUAUUAUUUUUAAUGAUUUAAUGUCGUAUCUCGUUGCAAUACGUAGCACGUUGUCUCGAACAUGGUUUUAUAUAAUAAUGCUAUUGUUAAAACUACGAUUAACUCGAUUAAGUAUUGUUUUCGAUGGUUUCAAACUUUGAAAGAUGCGACGAUAUUAAUGGCAUUUUUACUUUACCUACCAUAAUAUCAUUAUUGAUGUAGUAUUAGAUUUUACGAUAUUUAUACCUUUAUAGUUGUUUUUAAGACUGACUAAAAGUGAUUUAUUAUAGUUUUAGAAAAUAAAAAGUAUUUUGUUAUACUAUGUGAAUAAUAUAUUGAUAGAUAUAUACUAUAUAUAAUAUAUUAUAUACAAUUUAUAUAUAAAUUGAAUGAUUUUUAAUAAUAUCCAUUACAAUAAAUAAUAAAUUUGUAUUAUUUA
This is a messenger RNA of Aphis gossypii (cotton aphid), 2451 nucleotides long. RefSeq names its product facilitated trehalose transporter Tret1-like. Bases 310 to 1932 code for a protein of 540 amino acids. NCBI's taxonomy places the organism in Eukaryota, Metazoa, Arthropoda, Insecta, Hemiptera, Aphididae. Gene Ontology annotation, cellular component: membrane. The record is from RefSeq and is a predicted model, not a curated record. The transcript is spliced from 7 exons. Gene Ontology annotation, biological process: transmembrane transport; carbohydrate transport. Gene Ontology annotation, molecular function: sugar transmembrane transporter activity.